Molecule: messenger RNA, 7449 nt
Organism: Drosophila rhopaloa
Lineage: Eukaryota; Metazoa; Arthropoda; Insecta; Diptera; Drosophilidae
Gene: Mgtor
Product: nucleoprotein TPR
Exons: 5
Coding region: 153-7202 (2349 amino acids)
Biological process (GO): protein import into nucleus; mRNA export from nucleus
Cellular component (GO): nuclear pore
Molecular function (GO): structural constituent of nuclear pore
Source: RefSeq, a predicted model, not a curated record
AUUAUUCCCCACUACUCCCACAGUCACAUUAUUUUUCGCGUCUCGUCCGCGGCUGAAUGUCUGCAAAUUUCACACAAAAAUAAGCAUAUUUUGUACGUUUUGCACCGCUCCACUUAAAUUUCACCACUGCUUGACAAGGAAUAAGUGCGAAUAUGGAUCUCAGCGGUCCUCAAACUCUGAACCAAAUACUUCAGCCCGACGAGUUGAAACUCGUGCCGGAAGACGUCCAAAAGAAAUUGUCGGCGUACAUAAAGAAUUUUUCCGAUGAGUAUUGCAAGGAGCGGGCGGCCGCCAAUCGGCUGGCCGAAUCUGAGCAAAAAAGCGAAGAGCUAGAAAACAAAAUGGAGGACUAUCUGGCAAAAUUCAACAACUUUGAGCUAAAUGUCAAUGAGCUGCGCAGCCAGCUGGACCAAGUAUCCGCGGAACGGACCCAGCUCAUUGAGACGGUCAAGAAUUGCGAGCAGAAUGUGUCCCAGUUGCGCAAGGAGAAGACCUCGGCCGUCGAGGAGCGCGAUUCGCUGAUGAAGGUCAUCGAGCGCCAGCAGUCUGAGUUGGAGCGCCUGAAACAGGACCUGCACACCUACCAGCAGCAGCUUAGUGCGGCCAUCGCCGCCAAAUGCGAGGCCAUCGCCCGCGUGGACGAGAUCCAGAGCAAGGAGGUGGCCCUGGAGCUCAAGGAGAACCGCAUGGAGAGCGAACGCCAUAUGCUGCAGCAGGAGAUCCAGUUGCUUAGCGCCGAUCUCAACAGGAACAACUCUGAGCUGCAGAACAUCCGGCGGGAGCAUUCGCUGAACACAAUGCAACUAGAGUCGCGCCUCAAGGAGAAUACCGAUGCUCUGCAGCUGGUGCAGCGGCAAUAUGGACAGGCGAGCACAACCAUCGAGGAACUAAACCGCAAGUUGGAGGCCCAGAACGACGUCACCUACAAGCAGAACCAGGACACGGAGGAGUAUGUGGAGAGGCUGAAGAAGGAGCUCGAUGCCAAGGAGAAGCUGUUCGACAUCUUCAAGAAUACCGAGGCCGAUCAUCUGACCCAGCGGGAAGAGCUCCUCUCGGGCAUCGCCGAAAUGAAGCGUAUGCUGAACGAGUAUGAGGAGCAAGGCGCCCAGCUGGAGGCGCAAAUAACAACCCUUAAGAAGACACACGCCGAAGAGUUGGAAGAGCAGAACAAGAAGAUUAAGGAGCUGCAGCAACAACUCGUCGGCGCGAAUGAUUUGCUGAAGGAGGCCCAGGAGAGCACCUUGGAGAGCGCAAUCUGCAAGAUAGCUCCCAGUGCGGCGGUUGCCAGUCGCCUUAUGCGCUCCGAUCUCUCGCUCACCGAACUCUACUCCAUGUACGCCAAGAACAGCGAGGAGCUGGAGUUGCGUAACCGCGAAAACGAGCAGUUAAAGCUGCAGGUCAAGUCCAUUCUUCAGGAGAUCAGCGAGAAUGCUCCGCAAAUUGAAAAACAGACUUCCGAAAUGCACAAACUGAAAAAUACCCACGAGCAGCUCCUCCAGGAGCACGAUGAGUUGGCCGAAAGAAAGAUCUCAUUAGAGCACGAGCUGGAAAGAAUUGGCUGCAAUCUGACUCACUGCCAGAAGGAAAACAAAAAGCUAAAGCAGACGCACAGCGAUCUCAGCCGACAAGUGUGCAUGCUGUUGGACGAACUGAACUGCUUGAGAGCUGGAGUACCCAACAUCCGCAGCAAGCCGCAACGUGAGCCUACCUCCAGCGAUGGUGUGAUCGAUACCUUGGCCACUUUCGGAUCUAUACAGGAAUUGGUCGACAAAAAUACUCAACUGCUAGCUGUGUCCCGCGAUCUCGCAGAAAUGCUGGAGGCGAAUGAAAAACACAACGACAAGAUCUUGCUGGAGCAGUCCGAAAAGCAGGUAAAGAAGCUUAACGCUCGAUUUGCCGAAAUGGAGGAGAUCUUUGCCCAGAAAAACAGUACAAUAACCACAUUGCUCUCGAAGUGUGAUCGCUACAAAAAGUUCUACUUCGCGGCUCAGAAGAAGCUGGGCCAAAAGACUGUGGAUCUUGACGAUUCCAAUCUGCAGCUCAGCGAGUCCGUGCUCGAAACUUCAACGCUUUCGGCCGCCCAGGUGGAAGAGAAAAGCAAUCUGGAGCGAAGAGUGCGCCAGCUGGAGCAGCAGUUGGAAGAGGAGGUAAAGAAGUAUGCCUCCCUCAAGGAAAACUACGACUACUACACCAGCGAGAAGCGCAAGAACGACGCUCUUGCCCAGGAGCAAUUCGACUCUAUGCGCAAGGAAGUAAGAGAGCUGACGAGUAGCAACUGCAAGCUAAUGAACGCCACGGAGUUCCAGAAGGAGCAGCUCGAACUGGUCCACAAAAACAUUGAAACCUAUAAGCAGCAGGUGACCACUCUGGAGGACCGGACGAAGAACUACGAGAAGACUAUAGUCAAGCAUGAGCAGACCGUGCUUAUGCUCAAGGACGAAGUGAUGGCUGCCCACCGCAAGCACGCAGCUGCCGAUUCGGAGGCCCACAGCCUGCGCCAGGAGAACCGCAUCCUCAAGGACACCGCCUCCCGCCUGCAGAUCGAGAAGGAGACCUAUCACCGCGAACAGCAGAGCCAGUCGCUGCUCUUGAACAGUCUGGAGUUCAUCAAGACCAACCUGGAACGAUCCGAAUUGGAGGGACGCCAGCGCUUGGAGCAGCGUUUGGAUGACACUGUCCGCGAACUGUCUGCCCAACGUCGCCACUUCCAGGAGGAGGAGGAGAAGUUCCGCGAAUCAAUUAAUGAGUUCAAACGACAGGCGGAGACGGCCACUAAGUUGAAGGAGGAGGAGAAGCAGCAGGCCGAGAAGUGGCAGGCUGAGCUGUUGGGCGUCCGCGAAGAUCUUGCCCAGAAGGUGAACCAGGUCAAUGAGCUGAGCAAAAAGCUACAGAACAGCCUCACGCCUUCCAUGAACGAAAAUCCCAUCACGGCGGCCAACAAACGAGCCCGGGAGCUUGAGCUCAAACUAGACCAGGCUAACGUGGAGAUCCAGUCGCUCACCAAGGAACUGGCCAAUGCUCGCGAGCAUGGCGAACAGUUCUUCAAGAUGUCCCAGAGCGCCGAGAGUGAGAUCAAGCGUCUGCACGAUUUGCACAGCGAACUGGUGGCCAAGCAGGAGGAGGAAAUCAAGAAGCUCCAGAGUUCCGAGGCUGAGCUCAAGACGCGCAUUACCGAUCUAGAGGCGGAAGCUAUGCUGUCCAAUGUCACUGAGCAGAGCAAGACUGUCAACCAGUCUGGUCAGUUGAAGACGGCCCAAGAAGAGCUGAAGAGUGUGUUGGAGAAGCUCACGGAGUCCAAUCGCACCAUUCGCACGCUUCGUGGCGAGAACACCACUCUGGCUGAAUCCCUGAGUGCCGUGGAGGUGAAAUACGCCAACGGCAUGAUACAGCACUCGGCGGACAUCCAGGAGCUUACCCGAUUCAAGGCGGAGUUCUACAAGGUCAACGACGAGCUAAAUCAGUUGAAGUCAGGAAGGGAAUCACUACAAGCCGCUUACGACGAGCUCCAACGUUCCAAUGCCGCGGCCCAAAAGCUCCUGGACAAGGAGAAGGAGGAGUCCGAGCAGCGCGUGGCCGAUUUGCAUGCCCUGAACUCCAGUCUGCACGAUCAGAUUGAAGCACUGACCACCAAAUUGGCUGUUCUGGCCAGUCAAAUUCAAAACCCGAACACUUCCCUUAAUGAGUCGGGCAUGGAUGCGGAUCAGAGCUUGAAUACUUCUGGACUGGCCGGUGCCGAAGAGGGAAGAAACAAUGAGCAGCUUCUGAAGAUCAUUAAGUUCCUGCGCAAGGAGAAGGAUCUAUUCGCCGCCAAGCUAGACAUUCUCAAGGCAGAAAAUGCUCGUCUCAUGUCGGAGCACACGAUUCAGCAGAAGAAGGUGGAUGAACUAAAUGGCUAUCUGAACCAGGAGCGCUCCAAGAGUCAGACUGAUGUGGUGUCGGCCAACAAGCACGAGGAGGUGUUGCGCAAGAUCGAAACCCUAAACGCCAUCACCGACAGCAACCGUAUACUUCGGGAGGAGCGAAAUGCUUUGACCCUUCGCGUCUCCGAGCUUACUAACCGCAUCAGUUCCGUGGAAAAGGAGCUGUUCCCGAUGCAGUGCAGCAACAAGGAGCUGUCUUCCAAGAUCGAGGAAAUUAAUGUGGAGAACACCUCGUUGCGCACCGAGGCCAUCAAGUGGCGGCAGCGCGCCAAUGCGCUGGUGGAGAAGAGCAACCGCAAUCCGGAAGAGUUCAAGCGUCUGCAGGCUGAGCGCGAGCACCUGGCCAAGUUGCUCACAGCCGAGAAGGAGCAGAGCAAAAAGCAAUCGGAUGAGCUAGCCCUGCUGAAGCAGCGUCUAGACACAGAGAUUCCGUCGCUUAACAAACACUUGCAGUUGCUGGACGAGGCGCGCAAGAAGCAGGCGGACGAGUCCACCAAUCUCAAGCAAAACAACACGCGCCAAACGCAGGACAUCAUGGAGCUGAAAAACCGCCUGCUCCAGAAGGAAGAGGAACUGCUUAAGGCCAACGAGGAGUUGGAGACAAAGGACAAGGCCAUUGCAGACAAGGACACCAAGGAGCUGCAGUUGCGCAAGCUGGCCAAGAGGUACAAGGACUACUACAUGGGAUUGCAAGCACAAACAGGAGGAGCCGAGACCAUCGCCGAACUGGAAAAGGUUCGCGGCGAAUUGGAGGAGGUCAAUAACCAACUGAGAGCACUGAAAGAAGAGCAUGAAAAGCUGUCCAAAGAAAGCGAGGAGCUAAAGAAACGCGCUGAGCCAGAAACUGAUGCCACUGCUGUGCGACAGGAGUAUAAGGCCAAGUUGGACAAACUGGUUGUGGAUCUUACCGUGGCUCGUACUGAUUUGGCCAACCAGGAGACCACCUUUGCCGGCACCAAGUCCUCCUACGACGAGACAAUCGCCCGCCUGGAAAAGGAGCUGCAGGAGAACAUAGCCGCCAAUAAGGACAUCAACCAACGACUCACCCGGGAGAACGAAUCUCUGCACAUGAGAAUUAACCAGCUUACUCGUCAGCUGGGAUCCCAGCAGUCUACCAAGCCGUCGACCAGCUCCGUGGCCGAGAAGGGCAACAUCUCGGAAAGCUCUCCGCGUACUGCUAACGUUAAACCUAUGUCCGGAUCAGCCACUGUGCAGCAAUCGGCCACCGUGACUCCCUGGCGUGGAGGAGAGACUCCAUUGGCCAGCAUCCGGCCCAUUUCAGUGCAGAACAGCCGCACGGCCGCUAUUCUGCCCACCAGCCAACAGCCCCCGGCUGGAUCCAGUACGUCCACCUCCUCAUCGUCAUCUUCUUCAUCCACUUCCACCACAUCCGCUGCGGCCAGCGGAGGCAGUUCGGCGGUGGCACAAACCGCUCUGGUGCCACCACAGCAGCAGGUGCACACCACAGGAAGUGCUGCCCUGGAAUCGAUGGCCUCCUCCUCGCCCACAUCCUCGCACACCGACUACAUGCCAUCCACCAGCUCGGCUUCUGUGGCCGUGGCUGCUAUUCCACCGAUGGGCGCCUCAUCCGCGGCUGAAAGUUCCCAGGAAGCGGAAAGCAUCCAACAUCCGCAGCAAAACGAUUCGCAGUUGUUCGUGGGCGGAGCCCAGCAGCAAGUGGUGGCUCUGGUGUCGCCGCGCGUCGAGGGAUCAUCAUCGUCAUCUAGCUCCACGUCGGCCCCGAACGCCACCGCCCCGAGCGUUCAGGAUGGCGGGAGUCAGAGCCAGCUGCCCAGCACUUCGGGCAGCAGCAGCAGCUCUUCCACGGUGGUAAGUAGCCACAGCAGGCACACACCAUCCAGCAGCAAUGUGACGACCACCCAGGCCGGCUGCUCGUCCCAGGGCAUCAAGCGACCACGUGAUGUGGAGGGAGACUCCUCCACCACGAACGAGGAGGGUGUACCCGAGAAGAUGCCAAAGAUGACGAAACGACUUCGUGGUCCCAUGCACAGUGGAGAACUGUCUGCCGGGCACAUUGGCGAUUCCGGAAUGGAUGUCGACCAGAUGCCGACCUCUUCGCAGCGCGAUCAGGAGGAUGACAUUCAGGUGGUGGACUCGGACGACGAGGAGGACGUUCUGGCCGAUGCCGACGAUGGUCCCAUUGACGGAGGCGAUGCCGAACAGGAGGGAUACGAGGAUUCCUACGAGCAAGACAACGAGAUGGACGACAACGAGGGUGCUGACGAUGACAACGAUAUAGCCGUGGAUGCCCAGGACAACAACGAGGUGGACAUCGAGGAGGUGCCGGAGCAGCACAUGCAGGCGCAGGAAGAGAGCCAAUCGCUGGACAGCCAGGCAGUGGCGACCGCAUCCGCUUCCACGCAGGAGAACAACCAGAGCCAGGCCAUCACCAGUGGCAGUGGCGAGUCCUCGAACCCGGUGACUUUGCCGCAGGCUGAGGUCUCCAACUGGAAGCAGGCUGCCGCUUCCACGUCCACGGCCGCUGCUAGACGCAACGAAAGCUCUGUGGAGAUUGUUAGCUCACCCCAAGUAUCGAACUUCAGCGAGCAGCCAGCCCGCUUGGAGACCGCCGAGGUGGAUAACACCGCCGAAGUGGUCGAUGGUGCUCCCCAUGAAAGUGCAGGACCCAGCGAUGAGGGAGCUGCCUCUGGCAGUUCUCCACUAAAACUGGGCGAGGCAGGAGAGAGCAGUGGAAGCGACGGCAACAAAGCAGCCGACGAAGGGGAUCUUGCUGGAGGAGCUGAAAACGCCAGUGAGGCGGAUGAGGCUUUCGCCGAGGAGACGCUGGCUGCUGGCCAAGAAGAGGACUCCCAGCCACUGGGAAAUGAUAAUCCAAAUGUGGGCACGAGCCAGUCGGAGGUGUCCCAUAACCAGGCCAAUCUUGCCGAGGGCAACCCCACCGAGGACAGCGAGGGCGCCGAUGGCGUCUCGUCUGAGGGUGAGAAGCAGGCGGUGGGUGUUGAGGAGGAGGGUCGGGAGGCGGAGGCCACUUCGCCGUCGGAGAACACGCGAUUUCGCACGCUGCGCAGUGCGGUGCCCACAAGACGCGGAGGACGUGCUAUGAUGCGCGGCGGCAGUCCCAACAACCAAAACCGGCCGCAGCGGAUCGUCUGGCAGCGGGAGCCGUCGCCGGGAAACAUGCAGCGCGACCAGGGAAACAUGCCGCCCAACAGCAAUCGGUUCGCCCAACGGGCACGCAGCCGGCGACCCAUCCGUCGCCCAGCACCGAAUAACUUCAACAGCGGCGGACGAUUCCCCUAGGGCGAGGAGUUUAGCGGACCCGCAGACGAAAGUCCGCUGUAGGCUGACUAUAAUCAUUGCGUUUACUGAGCUAGAUAUAAGUCUCCUCGCAUUUAACUAUUAUUAAUCCUCCUACACUUACAUUAAUUACUCAACAUUCUCCCGCUUGCGAGUCUUGAUUUUCUGCAGCUGCCAAGACGCAAAGAGCUUCGGCUCUUGUACAUUCAUUUAGCUAUAGAUUUCUAAAUAAACAUAAUGUAAUGGUGAA